CAGAGAAGAAUAACUGUUAUACAAUGUUCAUCAUCAAGUUCGCAGUUUUGUUUCUUCUCCUUAUUUGGAGAUCAUCUGUUGUUGUAGCAUUACAACAAGAAGAUAUUGGCUUCACUUACAAUGGGUUUCAAGGAGUUAACAUGAGCUUGGACGGCUUAGCCCAGAUUACCAACAAUGGACUUCUUAUGUUGGUAAACACCACUAAGCAACAGAAAGGUCAUGCCUUCUACCCUCAUCCCCUUCAAUUCAUCAAUUCCUCGACAGGUAGUAGUACUGUCUUCUCCUUCUCCACCACUUUUGUAUUUUCCAUGUUCUCCAAGUUAUCUGCAGUAGGUGGCCCUGGAAUGGCUUUCGUAAUUUCACCCUCCAAAGAUUUCUCAGGUGCCUUACCAGGCUCUUAUCUAGGCCUCUUCAAUACCACCACAAUCGGCAAUUCAUCCAACCAUGUCAUCGCAGUCGAGUUGGAUUCCAUUAAAAAUAUGGAAUUCAAUGAUAUUGAUGGUAACCAUGUCGGUAUUGAUAUAAACGGCUUGAAAUCUGUUGAAUCUGUUCCAGCUUCUUAUUUUAGUGAUCAAGAGAAUCGACAUCUGAACCUGACCCUCUUCGGUGGUCACUCUAUGCAAGUUUGGGUGGAAUAUUCUGGUCCAGAAAGCCAACUUAAUGUAACUUUAGCACCAUUCGACACCCCCAAACCAACAAUCCCUCUCUUGUCCUUGAACGUCAAUCUCUCUCAAUUCGUCGUAGAUUCAAUGUUUGUUGGCUUCUCAUCUGCUAGUCACGCCUUCGAAGUAAACCAUUAUGUGUUGGGUUGGAGUUUUAAGAUGAAUGGGAAAGCAAAAGAGCUAACACUUUCCCAGCUUCCUAAGCUUCCUAGUUUUGGAUCCAAAAGGAAAUCUAAAAUUUUCAGUAUUGGAAUACCUGUGAUUGGUGUUACUUUACUGUUAAUUUUGGUCUCCUUAAUCCACCUUAUAAUUAAAAGGAAGAAAAAGUUUGCAGAAGUGGUUGAGGAUUGGGAACUGGAUUAUAGACCUCACAGGUUCAAAUAUAGAGAUCUCUAUAUCGCUACCAAUGGUUUUAAGAACAAGGAGCUUCUAGGAGUCGGCGGCUUUGGUAGUGUCUAUAGAGGUGUACUACCCAAAUCCAAAGCAGAGGUUGCGGUGAAGAGAGUAUCCUACAGUUCUAGACAAGGGGAGAGAGAAUUUGUUGCUGAGAUCGUCAGUAUUGGUAAAUUGCGGAAUCGUAACAUAGUAACACUCUUGGGCUAUUGCCGGCGGCGUAAGGGAGAGCUCCUUCUAGUCUAUGAUUUCAUGCCUAAUGGGAGUCUAGACAAAUUACUCUUUCAUCAGACAACAACAGAGAUGACAUUAAAUUGGAGUCAAAGAUUUAGAAUCAUCAAAAACGUUGCGGCGGCAUUAUUAUAUCUGCACGAAGAAUGGGAAAAAGUUGUGGUUCAUAGAGAUGUUAAGUCUAGUAAUGUGUUAUUAGACAAGGAGCUCAAUGGAAGAUUAGGAGAUUUUGGGCUUGCAAGAUUAUAUGAUCAUGGAACCGACCCUCAAACUACCCAUAUGGUGGGGACGCUUGGUUAUCUUGCACCGGAACUUUGUAAAACAGGGAAAGCAAAUCCCAGUGUGGAUGUGUUUGCAUUUGGGGCUUUUUUGCUCGAAGUUGCUUGUGGCAGGAGACCUAUAGAGUCACAAGCAUCAGAAGAAUGUGUGGUGUUGGUGGAUUGGGUGAGAUCUUGUUGGAGUAAAGGUACGAUUUUUCAUACCGUGGAUCCAAAACUUGGAAUCCAUUAUGAUGUGCAGGAAAUGGAGCUAGUGUUGAAACUUGGAUUGCUUUGCUCUCACUCAAUUCCAGCUGCAAGGCCCCGUAUGCGGCAGGUUGUGCGCUAUUUGGAGGGGGAACUACACCUAUCCGACCUGACAUUGCUUGUUCUAAGCAAAAUGAAUAAUGGCACAACUUCAGUGACUCCGAGAGGUUCUGGUGAUGUCUCUGUUUGGUGUCCUAAUCUUGGGAGCGCAAUGACUCGGUCAUCAUCAGCUGCAGAAUCUGUACUCUCUGGAGGCAGAUGACUCUAU
Molecule: messenger RNA, 2078 nt
Organism: Telopea speciosissima
Lineage: Eukaryota; Viridiplantae; Streptophyta; Magnoliopsida; Proteales; Proteaceae
Product: L-type lectin-domain containing receptor kinase IV.1-like
Exons: 1
Coding region: 24-2072 (682 amino acids)
Biological process (GO): protein phosphorylation
Cellular component (GO): plasma membrane
Molecular function (GO): ATP binding; protein kinase activity; carbohydrate binding
Source: RefSeq, a predicted model, not a curated record